UCACAUCACAUUCUUUUCCAACAUUUCUAUUUAUUUUGUAUAUAUGAAAGCCAAUCCAGUCCAUGUUCCUUCAAGUGCUAUUGAAACCAAGUCAUCCAAUAUUCAUGUGAGUUUAUCAGAUCCUGGACCUUUAGAACAGGAGAGUAAUAGAGCAGGUCUUCGGGUGAUUAGUGUAUCCAGAACAGGCAAAGUAGAAACUGAAAGUGUGGGAACGGAAGGAAUAAGAGGAGGUCCCAUUACGAGAAGAUGUACUUCAGUGGUAUGGGAACGACCUCCCAAGACAGUAUUGGUAGUUCGUUCCAGAGGUUCUCGACAAGCUGAAUUAGCACUUCAACAAUUGGUAUGGUGGUUAGUAAAGGCUGAACAAUUGCAAGUAAUUGUGGAGAACGAAGUUGCUAAAAAGUGUCCCCAGUUACCAGCAAAACCUGUGGGUGAAGACUUGAGCCUUUUAGAAAAGGAAGUGGACUUUGUUAUUUGUUUGGGUGGCGAUGGACUUAUUUUACACGUUUGUUCCGCACUGUUUCCAAGAGCAGUUCCUCCAGUUAUGUCCUUCAAUUUGGGCUCAUUGGGUUUUCUCACACCUUUUGAUUUUGAACUGUUCAAGCAAGAAGUACAUCACAUACUUCGUGGAGACAGAAAUCAAGUAACUUUACGAAUGCGUCUCCAAUGUGCCGUUCAUAGAGUCACUCCUCAGUCCAAUCAUUCCGAAGAGACUGAGGACUCUCAAGAAUACUUUCAAUCUUCAGAUGAAGAAGACGUUGAAGACGGAAAUAUUGAAGAAGGUUGUGGAAUUUGUCAAGCAAAUGCUUCUUCCAAAUAUAAAAAAGUUGCUCAACUCCAUGUAUUAAAUGACGUAGUAAUCGACCGCGGUCCUGCACCGUUUCUUUCCAAUCUAUUAUGUUAUUGUGAUGAACAUCCGGUUACUCGAAUUCAAGCGGACGGAAUUAUCAUUGCAACUCCAACUGGUUCAACUGCUUAUUCUUUAUCUUCUGGAGGCUCUAUGGUUCAUCCUGCAGUACCUGGUAUAUUAUUUACUCCUAUUUGUCCUCAUUCUUUAUCUUUCAGGCCAGUCAUAUUUCCAGACUAUGUUACUUUGAGAAUAAAAGUUCCACACAGAGCAAGAGGAGAUGCUUGGAUAAGUUUUGAUGGCCGAAAAAGAAUGGAAUUGUUCAAAGGUGAUUCGGUUUGUGUAAGAGUGAGCAAAUGGCCAGUGACUACUUUUUGUAAAGUGAAUCAAACCAGAGAUUGGUUUUCAGCUGUUACUCGUUGUCUUCAUUGGAACGACAGGCAAGAACAAAAACCAUUUGAUUGUAGUUUGGAUCGCAAAGCAUCUCCCCGAAGAAAAGGCUUAACAGGAAAUGUGCCUCCGAUAGAAAACAAUUGGGAGAAUAUCGCACAACUUUCAUUGAACAGUGAAGAGGAAAUUACAAAACAUGUCGAAGAUUGUGAUGAAGACCAGUGCAAAAAUGCAUUUCGUACUCCUACUUGAUAGUUGUAUAUCAAAAAGGUU
Galdieria sulphuraria is the source of this 1510-nucleotide messenger RNA. Its product is annotated as NAD+ kinase. Bases 44 to 1489 code for a protein of 481 amino acids. Gene Ontology annotation, biological process: NAD+ metabolic process; NADP+ biosynthetic process. Gene Ontology annotation, molecular function: NAD+ kinase activity. The record is from RefSeq and is a predicted model, not a curated record. NCBI's taxonomy places the organism in Eukaryota, Rhodophyta, Bangiophyceae, Galdieriales, Galdieriaceae. The transcript has 2 exons.